AUGAGCACCGCAGCGGUUCAAGACGCCCGGAAGCAGGCUGAGGCUCUGGACAAUGAGGACUCUAUCGCCUUCGUCCGUGAUGAGUUCAACAUUCCUACUAAGGCCCAAAUAGCGAGCUCCCGCUUGGCCGACUCUCACCCAGCCGCCUUGCCAGCGUCUGAGGACGAUGCCAAGUGCAUAUACCUCUGCGGCAAUUCGCUGGGUGUGCAGCCCAAGAGAACCGUCACCCGUCUCAAUCAGUAUCUUACCACAUGGGCCACUCAAGGAGUGCAGGGCCAUUUCAGGCCUCUUGAAGAGUCGCCUCUCCCGACGUGGCUUGACGCCGAUGCCAAAGCUGCAGAGCUUAUUGCGCCCGUCGUCGGAGCCAAUGUGUCCGAGGUGGCUGUCAUGCAGACCUUGACUGCCAACAUUCACCUCUUGAUGUCUGCUUUUUAUCGCCCCGAUAUCAAUGGUCGUCACAAGAUCAUUCUGGAGAACAAGGCUUUCCCUAGUGACCAUUUCGCGGUCGAAACCCAGAUUCGUCAUCAUGGCUUGUCAACUGAAAAGUCCAUGGUUCUGAUAGAGUCCUCCUCCAAGGACAACAUCAUCAGCACCGAAGAAGUCUUGUCCGUGAUUUCGGCUCAUGCUGACACCACAGCUCUCCUGCUGCUGCCUGGUAUCCAGUAUUACACGGGUCAGCUGCUUGACAUUCCCGCCAUCACAGCUUUUGCCCAUAAGCACGGCAUCUUCGUCAUCUGGGAUCUCGCCCACGCGGUAGGUAACGUACCACUAUACCUCCAUGACUGGGGAGUAGAUGCGGCGGCUUGGUGCAGCUACAAGUACCUCAACGGCGGGCCUGGAUGUAUCGGCGGUCUCUUUGUUCACACCAACAACAGCGUCGUAGCCAAGGAGAUCACGGAUGAGAAACCGGAGGAGGGCUACAAUAACCGCCUUGCGGGCUGGUGGGGCAAUGACAAGAAGACGAGAUUUGUCAUGGCCAACAAAUUCCACCCCGUGGCGGGCGCGGCUGGCUUCCAGUUGAGCAACCCCAGCAUUCUAGAUAUCACCAGCCUGAGCGCUUCCCUGGAGAUCUUUCAGGAGGCUGGCGGCAUGGAAGCGCUGAGGAGCAAAUCCCUCAAGCUGACCAACUUCCUUGAAGCUACUCUCGGUCACAUGAAGGAGGAAGACCGCGCUCACUUCCGUAUCAUUACCCCUUCCAAGUCAGAGGAAAGAGGCGCCCAGCUGAGUCUCAUGCUCUCCGACGGGCUCCUAGAUACCGUCAUGAAGGAGCUCGAGGCGCGCGGGGUUAUCGUUGACGAGCGGAAGCCCAACGUCAUCCGGGUCGCACCGGCCCCGUUGUAUAACACAUUCAAGGACUGCGUACUGUUCGUAGAAGCCUUCUCAGCAGCACUGGAGGUGGCCAAGCAGCACGCACUUUAAGUGACUAGACCAUUGCUUUCGUGUAUAUAAAGUCACAUGCUCCGUUAUGUUU
Molecule: messenger RNA, 1471 nt
Organism: Neurospora tetrasperma FGSC 2508
Lineage: Eukaryota; Fungi; Ascomycota; Sordariomycetes; Sordariales; Sordariaceae
Exons: 3
Coding region: 1-1419 (472 amino acids)
Biological process (GO): NAD+ biosynthetic process
Cellular component (GO): cytoplasm
Molecular function (GO): kynureninase activity; pyridoxal phosphate binding
Source: RefSeq, a predicted model, not a curated record